Aspergillus nidulans FGSC A4 is the source of this 1392-nucleotide messenger RNA. RefSeq lists its product as uncharacterized. The record is from RefSeq and is a predicted model, not a curated record. The coding region runs from base 1 to 1392 and encodes 463 amino acids. Lineage: Eukaryota; Fungi; Ascomycota; Eurotiomycetes; Eurotiales; Aspergillaceae. The transcript is spliced from 6 exons. Gene Ontology annotation, cellular component: membrane.
AUGACUCCAUCGUAUGCACCCGCUAUAGAGGGGUUCCCAGACAAUCUCCUAAGGUCGGAUAUUAUCGACUUAUACUCCCUCGUUCCAUACACCGAGGAUUGUCAAUCCCGCGCAGAGGCACGGAGAUGUUUUAGCCUGUCUGAGUCGCUUUGCCAGGUGACUUGGACCGAUGUCGACUCUGGGGACCUAGUGACCGAGAGAACACUGAGCUCACUUGCCGAACUCCGGGGAUAUAGGAGUCUUCAUAGCACUCAGAGAGGAGGAAGGGCGCUGAGGUUUCUAUCUAUCAACCAGCGCAACUCUUGGAGGCCGCUGAAUGUCACUCGCAUGAUGUUUGAUGAGAUUGUUGAUAUCGUUGGCGCGUCGUCAAACUUAUUCGAACUGCCAUUGUCCUUUUUCCAAAAGACGAUUGCAGUAGAAGAGGGCUUCACCAGCGCCCCAGUGCUUAGGCUCAGCGCCGAAUCAAUCGAAAUCAUCUACAUUAUCAAGUAUGCUUUUGAUAAAUCACCCGUCGAUAAGGGGAGAGAUCCUUGGGUACUACGACAAACAGGCGUAUAUCACAAAUAUGAAUUCGCGACGAAAAACAGUACCUGGCUCUUCUUAAAUCCAACCACAGAGUGCAAAUUUCAAGACCGUCUCAAGCGCUGUCUUUUAUCACCAGCCGAGCGGUCGACGCUGCAGCGCAAUCCCCUCCUCAUCCACAGCAUGCUCUUUGGUACCUUCUUUCCUGCUUGGAGAGAGUACCUAAGGCACCUAGAAGGCCGCAUGCUUCCAAUUGCCAAUAUCACGGUGACAGCCGAAAUUGACAAACCAUUGCGUGUCAACCACGAAUCGCUAACUGCAGUUCGCAAUACUGAGAACCGAUGUUUAGCCAUGCAGCCGAUCUUCCGGUCGCUUGACAAGACCUUUGAUGUCUUGCACCAGGCCAAUGCAGCUCUGGGUGAAUGCGGGGAGAUCGAGAAACACGACUUGCAGAUGAUGAAACAGUUGCUCAACAACUAUUCCGCCACAGUAAACUCGUACGGCCAGGCGGCGUGGUCACUGCAGAGCCGCACCUCAAGGAUUGCGGCGCAUAUUACAGACACGCUAUCGUUCAAGGAUGCAUACAUCUCAAAACGGCAGACCGAGUUCAUGUUGCGCGACUCCACCACGGUCCGAGUCAUAACUGUUGUUACGCUCGUAUAUCUCCCGGCAACCUUUAUGGCAACCCUCCUUGGAAUGAAUUCAUUCUUUGAGAUGGACGAAAGUCGUCAUAUUGUUGUAUCCCCGCAGUUCUGGAUCUACAUCGUUUGCUCGGUGCCUCUCACAGCGGCAACUCUUUGCUACUGGUGGUACUUCCAAAAGGCCAAGCAGCGUACUGAGCGAUCAACAACGGAAGCAAUGAUGGUUUGA